Molecule: messenger RNA, 2271 nt
Organism: Electrophorus electricus (electric eel)
Lineage: Eukaryota; Metazoa; Chordata; Actinopteri; Gymnotiformes; Gymnotidae
Source: RefSeq, a predicted model, not a curated record
AAGGGCAAAGGGUUUACCCGUAGUCCAGUGCAGACCUGCUAGUUUCUUUUGGACGUGUAUAUUACACGUUCAUAUAAGAUUUCAGAUACAAUGCUGAAAUUUUUACAUACGAACAUGAAAGCUCACCGGGCAUGCCUCCUCGUCCGACUCCCUGUCCGAGCUCUCAGCAGUGUCUCACCUUGUCUCAUGUCUCGCAUCAAACCUCAGAGCCCAGAAUUGUCGGGUCUUCAGUGCAUUGCACCUUUGGUGCGCAGCGUGGAGGAGAGCCCAGAGCCUGUCCCUACUACCGUCAAAGGGACCAUUCCAGCCUGGGUACGGGGAAGCCUGCUUCGCAAUGGCCCGGGAAAGUUCGAAUUUGGAAACCAAACGUUCAACCACUGGUUCGAUGGGAUGGCCUUGAUGCACCGCUUUCAAAUCGCAGAUGGUCAUGUGACCUACAGUAGCCGCUUCCUGCGCAGUGACUCCUACAACAGCAACUGCGAGUUGAAUCGUAUUGUGGUAACAGAGUUUGGCACUCUGGCACUCCCUGAUCCCUGCAAGAACCUCUUCCAGCGCUUCUUGUCCCGCUUUGAGAGGAUGAAGCCCACAGAUAAUGCUAACGUCAGCUUUGUUAAAUACAAGGGUGACUACUAUGUCAGCACAGAGACAAACUUCAUGCACAAAGUGGACCCGGAGACUCUGGAAACAAAAGAGAAGGUAGACUGGAGUAACUUCGUGGCAGUUAAUGGUGCUACUGCCCACCCCCAUGUUGACCUUGAUGGUACAGUCUACAACAUGGGCAACUCCUAUGACAGGAAAGGCACCUCCUAUAACAUCAUCAGUGUCCCUCCAGAGAAGGAUAGCCCCAGUGAUACGCUCCAUGGGGCCAAGGUGCUGUGCUCCAUCACCCCUGCUGACAAGAACAGGCCCUCCUACUACCACAGCUUUGCGAUGUCCAAGAACUACGUGGUUUUCAUUGAGCAGCCCAUAAAGCUGGAUUUGUUUAAGAUAAUGACGUGUAAGAUGCGGGGGAAAAACAUAUGUGACGGAAUCUACUGGGACCCCAACCAGGAUACCUUAUUCCACCUGGUGGACAAGCACAAUGGCAAGGUGUGUCCAGUAAAAUAUCACACCAGGGCCCUGGCCACCUUCCACCAGAUAAAUGCCUUUGAGCAAGAUGGCUUCCUCAUCGUGGACAUGUGCUGCUCAGAUGAUGGCCAGGCCAUCAACAACUACUUCAUUCAGAACUUGCACAAGUCUGGAGAGGCCCUGGACAAGGUGUACAACAGCAUGGGCAAGGCUUUCCCUCGCCGCUUUGUUCUGCCUCUCAACAUCACAAGCAAGACACCGCUGGGCCAGAACCUCAAUACGCAGUCCAACAGCUCUGCCACCGCAGUCUGCCUCAGCAAACAUAAGGUGUUCUGCACAUUUGAGGAUCUCCACGGCGAUGACCUGCUGGAUUACGGUGGCAUGGAAUUCCCCAACAUCCACUAUGACAGGUGCAACACCAGACCGUACCGCUACUUCUAUGGAUGUGGCUUCCGCCACUUGGUGGGGGACUCGCUAAUCAAGAUGGAUCUGGAGGGCAAGAAGCUCAAGACAUGGUGUAAGCCAGGCUUUUAUCCAUCUGAGCCCAUCUUUGUUCCCUCACUUGAUGCAGAGGAAGAGGAUGAUGGGGUCAUCCUCUCCGUUGUGCUCACACCCACUGAUGAUAAGAGCACAUUCCUCUUGGUUCUGGAUGCUAAGACGUUUGAGGAGCUAGGAAGAGCUGAAGUGCCAGUCAACAUUCCAUAUGGGUUCCAUGGAACCUUCAACUCCUCUUCAUAGAACUUAAUACUCGUAUUUUGACCACUAUGUGAAGCCUAUCACUACAGUGAGCCAUGCUGCCUUAACAGUGGCCUAAUUUUGGACCUUGGCUUAUUUAUAAUACAAAGUUAAGGAUAUUCUUCUGGAGCCAGGAAUAAGGGACUGUCUUUACAUGAGUGGAUUAGGAUUAAGAUGAAGGAUUGAGUGUUAUUUAGAGUUUCCAUACAUAAGUAAUUAGAUAAAGAUGGAAGAAAACAGAUUCAUUGUUUCAAUAACUGGAGUUUUACAUUGUGUUAUUUUAUGUUGUGCAAUGUUAUGAUUUUAUCAAAUACCGCUUAAGUGCAGGAAUAAUCAAAAAGUGUUCAUCUACAUUAGUUUACAGCAAACUGUGUAAAUAUUUAAUGUAGCAUACAUGAUGUAGCAUUUAAUGUAGCAUACAUGAUAUCUAAAAUAUCUUUAUUAUAUGGAGUUAUACUCAAAACUUAA